Solea solea (common sole) is the source of this 11080-nucleotide messenger RNA. RefSeq names its product crystallin beta-gamma domain containing 1a (gene crybg1a). Lineage: Eukaryota; Metazoa; Chordata; Actinopteri; Pleuronectiformes; Soleidae. Bases 1 to 10395 code for a protein of 3464 amino acids. The record is from RefSeq and is a predicted model, not a curated record. The transcript has 23 exons.
AUGCCCGGGACGUUACCGACGAGCCCGGAUCCUUUCAGCCCGGGAGGCAGCGACACACUUUCACCGGUUUCCCCGAAAGAGAAGAAGCCCCGGCGGCUGCUGUCGCUCAAGCUGAGGCGGAAAAAAUCCAAGCCCAAAAAUGAGGACGUCUUCUUCCCCGAGACCGAUGAACUGGACAGCUUUAACAGCCAGAGGAGCUUUGACCAGAUGAGCGUAACGACUGAGUGCAGUUUCCAGACUGAGUCGGACUGGGACCCAUAUUCUGAGUGCAACUCCAUGAUCAGCUUUGACAUGACUCAGCCGUACAGCCCGAACUCACCCUCCAAAUCUCACAAGAAUUCGGAGGAGAAGAAGGGAGUGUUUGAUCGCCUCAGCAACUUCUUCAGCUCCAGGAAAAAGAAGAGUAGUAGGCACCAUUCAAACGCCUCCAGUGAUGACCGAUCCACUGCGUCCCCGCCGAUGUCUCCGCAUUCACCCGAGUAUGAGCAGCAGGACGGGCUGAAGACGCCCACUCCCCCCCGAAAAAGUGAGACCACGGCGGGAGCAGAUGGAGGCGACGCGGGCAGCCGAGGCUCGAGUCCCAGCGCCGCGAGCGUGGUUUCUCUGAUAAUAGACGAGGCCGACCUCCCAUUUGCGGACAGCAACAGCAGUGGUCAGAGCAGCGUGAGGGAGGUUUACGUGGGCAGGAUCAGCACGGCCACAGGUGAAAAGAAUUCUGGGAAUGUGACUCCCACCCUCCUGGACCCUGACACCACCACCACUGCUGAUCUGAGCUCAGGUUUAGGCUUCACAGAGUCAGUGGUGGAGGAAGUCAACAAAAAGCUGCACGUUCAGUUACAAGAACGCAUUCUGACAAACACGGAGGGCCCCAGUGAGGACAGCGCAAUUAGUCCAACCACUCUGAUAACGUUUAAAAAAUCCCCGUCCAUCACAGCCGACGGUCCAAAGUCACCCAACUUAACGUCCAUUAGCUUAGCAUCAAAGAAAACGUCUGUGACGGUCGGAGAGAAAGGGCACAGCAGUGCUCUGACAGGAAUAAGAUUAGGAUCCCAGUCUUCUACCUCACACGUCACCACAAACAAACAGGAAGAUGAAGAGAAGGACAACUCCAGAGACAAACGGAGAGCGAGGAUAUUCUCUGGGGAAACCACAGUCACGACAUGGGGCCCUUCAACUGACAGAGAGGAAUUAGCCAGAAGUGAUUCUCCGGUACAGCUUCACAAAGCCAUCUGGGUGGAAACACACCUGGGAGAGGAGGGGGAGCAAGACUGGGAUGUACUGACAGAAAGGGAGGAGGGCUCUGGAGCAGACUCACCUCCCGUGUUGGCUAUACCUGUCACAGUAAUUCCUGAGGAUGAAUCUGUAACUGCAGACGGCCCCUCUUCCCCCCCAGAGACUCCGCCGCCCAGUGGCAGCCUGCCACAAGCAGUUACAACCCCGGCUGUGACCACGGGGGAGUUGCACACAAACUCAGCGCAGCUAGAGGAGCCUUCCACUGGCACAGACUCAACGAAAAGUUCACUUCCUCCUGAGAAACGCAGAACCAGAGAAAACCGUGUCACGCGCAAGACUGUCAAUCUGCCCUCGAAGCACAGGGCUUUUGCCCAGAGGGUGAAUCUUAGCCCAGAGUCAAGUUUAGAGGCGAGUGAAGCGGAGCACAGCAGAGAUUCACCUUCAAAGACUUCAGAUCAAGUGCCAAGCCUCCAAAGCAACAGCACUGCAGAGCUCAAGCAAACCAACCUUGAACAUCCAACAACAGAUGAGACUGCACUCUGUGACCCAAACACAUCUGAGAUUCUAGCUGAAGGAAGAGCUGACUCAGUGUGCUCCGACCUCGAGGACGCCUCUGCAAAUGUGGACAUGCACAGACCGCAGCCACAAGCACCGGGGUCUGGCAAAAAAGGCCAAGAGUCAACCCAGGCUAUGGCCUCUAAAGGAGGGCCGAAAGCCACUGGAGCAAAGACCCCAACCUCUGCUGCUGGAAGCAAAACCAACAGUGUCUCAGUGAAAGCAAAAGUCUCCACAGACGGCACAAAAGUUUCUAUGUUACCGACUUUAAAAGAUCAAAGCACCAGUGUUUCUUCGACUACAGAGGGUUCAAAGUCUAAAAUCCCCAAAAGGGCAGUGUCAGAUGCUGAUGUGAAAUCACCUGGGACGCCAGAUAAAACAUCAGCCACCGAUGCCUCAGUGGUCACUUCUAAACUACAAAAGCAAACUAGAACCAAAGACUCUUUGAAAUCUGUGGUCACUCCGGCCAGAGCUGGCAGGAAACCAAGUUUUGAUGAAGCAAAGGGAGGGAAAACUUUGUCAGGAGAAGUUUCUCCCACAAAAAGCAUAUUCAGGAAAGGAACAAAGCUUAAAGAAAAGUCAGAGGGGGACAGUGGCUCUGUUAGCCUGGUAAAUGGCUUGGAGAAAGAUCAUAGGGAGAGCGCUGUUAAAACAGUGCACACACCUGGAAAGGAAAGCGUGGAUGUGAAAAAACAGUCACAGAGCCAUCUGGAGAAUAAUGCCUCCCCGUCAUCAAAGAGUCGCUUACCUAUUUCAUCUCCGACACGGAAGACUAUGGAUGAUACGACACAAGUCAGUGGCACCAGCUAUAAAAAACCUGCGCAGACCGAGACAGACAGAGCGGAGAGAACGUCAGAUAAGCAUGAAGCAGAGAGACGUGGUCGUGACGCACCUUCCUCCCCUCCUCAAAGUUCCAUGAAAGGAGGAAUGCUUUCAACAAAACCAUCCAAACACCUCCCUAAAAGGAGCCAUGAGGAGAGUGACACUUCCGUCCCAGGUGUCUCUGCACCUCCUGCAGAGCCAGAGAAAACCUCCAGGAUUUCCAAACAGACUGAAAACAUCAAACAACAACAGCAAAAGAGUCCAGUGAAGGAUCCAGCUGAUCCCUUAUCAUCUGUGAGCAGACUUCCAACGCUGGGUCAGAAAAGCUCCAACAAAAUGAAAGUCAAAAAUGUGAGAGAAUCUGAGAGUUCUGCAAACACGGUGGACUCCAGUCAGAACUCUGACAAGGCAGCAGCAGUCAAAGCAUCUGAUGACGUGGAGGACAGUGUCACUCAUGACAGACACAACAUUAUAAAACCUUCAGAUGAACAGUCAUUAGAAGAAAAUGAAUCACAGAGCGGGAUUUUAAAAAUUCAGCGAACACAAAACCGUGAUGCAAUCAUCACACCAUUAGCAGACCCAGUGUCUACGUUCUUGUCCAGCAGUGACGUUGUUGAAGCCACUGAUGUCUCUGGUGUCAAAGACGCUGAGGCACACGGCCAGGAAAGACAGCGUGAAGAUAAACCUCAAACAAAAAUGCAGAUUUCACCUGAACAAGUAUCUGACACACAACGCAAUGACACAACAAAAGAGCAGCAAACACAGCUAGUACUACAAAGUUCUCCCCAAGGAGAAGAUAUUUUAGAAACAACCCAGAUAAUAAGAAAAAUAAAACCAGAUUUCAGUCAGGAGGAUGAGCCAAAGCCUGCAGUGGUUGACAUAAUCCCUGCCCAGGAGGACGUAACCGAUAUGUCGGCCAAACCUGUUGCGGUUGAUCGCUGUGACAUAAUGACCCACUCUGAUGAGGAUAGUGUCUCUUUAAAAGAAACAACAGAGGUCACUGCUACAGAAGAGAUGACCUCAAAUAGUUGUGCUGCUAAAAUGAGCUUAAAAGAUGAAGAUGCUGAGCUGAAGGAUGCCGUUUUAUCCACUCCCAUUAACCUGGCCAAUAUAGAGCAGCAGAUAAAAAUCAAGGAUCAAACAGUAAAUGCAAUUAUUGACAAAGAUCCGUCCUCCACAUUGGUCACAGAGUCAGUGAACAUUUUUGAGGUGGAAGAGAAAACUAACGAGGAGGUUGGCAGAAAACCACCAGAGGAUUUGGACAUUCAAACAGAGACUGUGACUGUUUGUAAAGUACCCAAGAAUGUUGAAAAUAAGUUAGACAAAGAGCCUCUUUUACUGGCAGGAAGGUUUGAACGUCAGAAGAAAGAGUCAGAACCAAAGGACAAGCUGAACGAGACAGCAGUGGAAAACACGGACUCGCGGCACAGUUGCCAAGAGGAGCUCGAGAGCAAAACCAACGAGGCUGAAACAGAAAAAGAUAUUUCAAAACCAGAGUACGAUCCAACAUCAGAAGAGAAAUGUCUACAGUCUGACUCAGAGGACGGACAGCAGACGGUAGAUAUAGACGCCCUGGAGGAGAAGAGGACAGAGGCAGCGCAAGAAAGGAGUGAAUUUAAUGAAGCUACACCCAGUGCGUUUGAUUCAAAUCAUGCGAUUGUUUUGAAAGAAAAUAAAGAGAGUGGUGGUGAGGAAGCCCGGCAAGCCGAGCAGCAGAUGACGACUGAACAGGAGCCCAAACUACUUCUGACUGAGGAUGAAGUCAAGAAUGUCACCACAAAGGAGGAAGAAAAACAUGCGGAUGAUGUCAAGGAAAAACAAAAUGCAGAAAUUAAAGCCAUAAUCCCUAUCACACCGGAUGCUGCAGGUAAUAAAAAAGAUGAGAGUUUACCAAAUGAGACUCCUCAGUCUGAAGGUAACAAUCAAGCAGAUAAGAAAGCCUUAAUUCACAAAGACCAAGGUGAAAAUAUUGAUAUCACAGAGGCAAAUGCUCAUAUAUCAGCAGAAUCCACACGUCCAGAUACUACAGUUGUGCAGAAACCCGAGAAACAAAAAGCUCCAGAGAAGAAAACAACAAUAAGUGACAUUUUACAAGAUGAAAAGAUUGAUAAGACAGAGAAAAAUGCUCAUAGAUCAGCAGAAUCCACACGUCCAGAUACUACAGUUGUGCAGAAACCCGAGAAACAAAAAGCUCCGGAGAAGAAAACAACAAAAAGUGACAUUUUACAAGAUGAAAGUAUUGACAAGACAGAGACAAAUGCUCAUAGAUCAGUAGAAUCCACACGUCCAGAUACUACAGUUGAGCAGAAACCAGAGAAACAAAAAGCUCCGGAGAAGAAAACAACAAAAAGUGACAUUUUACAAGAUGAAAGUAUUGACAAGACAGAGACAAAUGCUCAUAGAUCAGUAGAAUCCACACGUCCAGAUACUACAGUUGAGCAGAAACCAGAGAAACAAAAAGCUCCGGAGAAGAAAACAACAAAAAGUGACAUUUUACAAGAUGAAAAGAUUGAUAAGACAGAGAAAAAUGCUCAUAGAUCAGCAGAAUCCACACGUCCAGAUACUACAGUUGAGCAGAAACCAGAGAAACAAAAAGCUCCGGAGAAGAAAACAACAAAAAGUGACAUUUUACAAGAUGAAAAGAUUGAUAAGACAGAGAAAAAUGCUCAUAGAUCAGCAGAAUCCACACGUCCAGAUACUACAGUUGUGCAGAAACCCGAGAAACAAAAAGCUCCGGAGAAGAAAACAACAAAAAGUGACAUUUUACAAGAUGAAAGUAUUGACAAGACGGAGAAAAAUGCUCAUAGAUCAGCAGAAUCCACACGUCCAGAUACUACAGUUGUGCAGAAACCCGAGAAACAAAAAGCUCUGGAGAAGAAAACAACAAAAAGUGACAUUUUACAAGAUGAAAAGAUUGAUAAGACAGAGAAAAAUGCUCAUAGAUCAGCAGAAUCCACACGUACAGAUACUACAGUUGAGCAGAAACCAGAGAAACAAAAAGCUCCGGAGAAGAAAACAACAAAAAGUGACAUUUUACAAGAUGAAAGUAUUGACAAGACAGAGAAAAAUGCUCAUAGAUCAGCAGAAUCCACACGUACAGAUACUACAGUUGAGCAGAAACCAGAGAAACAAAACGCUCCAGAGAAGAAAACAACAAAAAGUUACAUUUUGCAAAUGGCACCAACCCAACAAGUGCUAACAGUUAGCGCUGAAGCUCAGAAUGCUCAUAAAGACAUUGAAGAAAAGACUGAAACUAUUGUUACAUCAGAAAAGGACUUGGUGAGUGAGACGUCAGUUGUUAAUGCAGACAUUAAAGAUGUCCAAGAUCAGAAGUCCAUAACUGUUAAAGACACCGGGGACAUCGAUAACAUGGAUAAAAACAAAUCAACCAAAGCUGAAGGUCCAGAGACAGAGAGAAUUAAAACUGAAGAUCAAGAGAGCAGAGAAACAGAUGCGACUCAAGAACUCAAACCUGAAGUUACAAAUGAAAAGACUGAAAUAAAGGAUUCUUCUUUAGACAGUUUGAUGAAUGAGACAGCAGUCACUGACAUAGAAGUUAGCUCCCCUAAGGACCAGACACCUAUAAUUGUUGGAAACAAAAUGAAGAGCCUGAAAAAGGGAGAGAAGAGGACAACAACAGAGUCCAAACAACCAACUUUUAAUCCAGAACCAAAACAGGAAACAAAAGCUGUGGAGCAGACACGUGAAAACUCAACUCAAGAACUUGACUCCAUAAGCAGCAACGAUACAAAGAACAACACUGAAACUGAGGAUAAUGUGAACGCCAACAGUGACGUGAACAACCAACGGAUCGAAAAGCCCAUAAUUGUAAGUGACCAAGAUAAGAACACUACAGAACCACAUACUGACCUAAAGCAGAAGACACAAACAGUAAGAACGGAGAGAAGCUCAGAAAAACAUAUUCAAAAAGUGAAGUCUGAAAACAACAAAACUCAGACUGACGAGGGAAUAAAAGACAAGACUGAAACGAAGGAUUCAUCGACAAAGAAUCUGUCAGCAACUGUGAAAGUUGACUCUAAGGUCGGUGACCAAAAAGACAAGAUGUCCUCAGUUUUCAGCGGUGAACAUGUGGACAAUGAGAAAUUGGAAGAAACCACCGCUCCAUCCACAGACUCCAAAGCUCCAAACGUUUGCCAAGAGCGGGAAACAAAGACUGAAUCUAUGAAAAUAUCAGCAGAUGCUAAAUUACCUGAAAAAUCACGCGUCUUCACUGCUGGUCAUAAGAGUCACAAGAUGCAGAAACCGAAAAGCUCGACAAAAGAAUGUGUUCAAGACGAGAAGAAAGUGGCAAAGCAAGAGGAUCAGCACAUAAACACGUCCACGAUGGACAUGAAGCAAGACUCAGAAUCCAUUGUUGUAAAAGACGCGACUCGCAAAGAAGUUGGUGGAGAACAGUCUGAAGUUAUUUUAGACCAAAUACACAUUAGUGUUGAAGACCAGAAGAAAGAGUCCAUCACCAUCAGUGUUCUAAAAGACAAACUGCCACCUUUAAAAGAGGAGAACAUCUUAAACCUCACAGAUCCACAAAUCCCUAUGAAGCCAACAAUCAAUGUGCCAGCAAAGUCUUCCGCUCCAUCUCAAAGCCCUCAGCUAAAGAAAGAAUCUCCAUCCAGCUGGUUAGACGUGGAACAUCGUCAAAAACAGAAGAAGGAAAACAAAAAAAGGCUUGAAUCCUCAGUCAGUGAGGAUGAAUCCGUGGAGACUGAUGACUUUGAUGAUUUUAUCAGGAGCAUCAAGGAAGGCGGAAUUCCCUUUUCCCUCCCUCCAAAGAGGCACGUCCGUAAAAAGUCCCCAUCUCCACAGUUUGCCAUGCCAGCCAUUAAGGAGGACCGCUUUGAGAAGACAUUUGAUCCUGAUGAAUUUCAGUUUGGCUUAAGGAAAAAAGACAAACUGUUCAAGGAUCCCUCACCAGCUAUGGUGAUCAAACAAAACGCAGCGAACAGGGAAGGACGGAGUCUGGACAAACGUAAUGCCCCGUCCACGUCCAAAGACAAAAACAAAUCAUUUGAUGAGGUGGAAGGAAAGGGGGGACACACAAAUUCAUUUUCUGAAGCCAGAAAUGAAGAGGAACAAAGCAACGGAGAGGAGCCUGGGAAGUUCUCGUCAAGACUUGAAAGGAUGUCCAUCCUCUCCAGCUUACGCUCCACCAGGAAGACCAAAGAGGAAACUACCUCUGGCUCAAGUAGCUCUUUUUCAACAAACCAACAAGACUCGGCCUCUCUUGGAAAGCAGGGUGUUGACUCACCUCUGCACGGUGGUGGAGCAGAUAAAGAGGGUGUGAAGGAUCAAGGACCUCUUGUCGGCAGUGGUAAAAGUGUAAUAAAUGAGUCACUUGACUCCUCCUCCUCCUCCUCCUCCUCUCCUCCUCCUCUUCCCAUGUUCUCAGAGAUCAAGCUGCCAGAUCAUUUGGAGAAAUACUUCAAGAUGUCAAAUAAAGAAUCAGAGGCCUCUCCUGGCUCCUCACAGAGUCCUCAAACUGAACUCAAUUCAGAGCAGAGUACAGUUAAAGACCAGGCCUUGAAAUCACAACGACAGGAAAUGGACAUGGGCCCUCAGGGUUCUGCUGCACCGCCUCCAACCACCGUCCAACACAGACGAGCAAUGAAGAAAAGGGUCCCUGCAGUGAGAGGCAUCCACAAAAGGCCUGGAAAGAUUGUAAUACAUGAACAUGCUCAGUUUGGAGGGGAAGCGCUGGAGUUCUUCCAUGACGUGGAAGAUGCCACCACGUUGAAGCUGUCUCCUGUCAUCUCAGUCAGAGUCAUUAGAGGAUGCUGGCUGUUGUAUGAAAAACCUGGCUUCCAGGGUCGCAUCAUCGCCCUCGAGGAAGGUCCCACCGAGCAGAUAGUGAACAUAUGGGCCGAUGAGGAAACUCCAACAACAAUGGACCAGAAUGGUCAGCCUGUUCCAACUGCACCUCUGGUCAUAGGUUCCAUCCGAUUGGCAGUCAGAGACUACUGCGUUCCCAGGAUUGACCUGUUUUCAGAGGUCAAUGGGAUGGGGAGGAUGGCGUCGUACUGCGACGACACUGUAGAGAUCGGCUCAUAUGGGAUCCCACAGACCACUGGCUCCAUUAAGGUCCAUUCAGGCGUCUGGUUGGUGUGCAGUGAUCCAGGCUUUGGAGGUUUUGUAGGAGUUCUAGAGGUGGGAGAAUAUCCCUGUCCAGAGAGCUGGGGUUUCGCUGAGCCCUUCAUCAGCUCCCUCAGACCUCUACACAUGGGAGCAAUACGAGUGGAGAACCCUCACGAAGUCAAGGCUUUAUUGUUCGAGAAGCCUAACUUUGAUGGAGAGUGCAUGGAGGUGGACAGCCAUGUGUACAGUCUGCAAGAAACAGAAGAAGAAGAGGAAACAUCUAAAUGUGACAAAUAUAAGAAAAUAUUGCCCACAGUGGGCUCUAUAAAGGUCCUCAGUGGUCUCUGGGUGGGCUAUCAAGAGGAAGACUUUGAGGGCCAGCAGUACAUUCUAGAGGAGGGAGAGUAUCCACACUACAGUGACUGGGGAGCGUCUGAGGAUGGGAUCCUGUCCCUCCGGCCUGUGUGCACAGAUUUCCAGUCUCCACACGUUAAACUGUACAGCGAGCGAAACUGUGACGAGCUGGGUCUCAACGUGAAUUUGCUUGGUCCUGUCCUCAACAUGGAGGGCAUCAGCCACGGGACCAAGACUCAGUCUGCCAACGUCAUGAGUGGAGUAUGGGUGGCGUUUGAAAAGCCUGGAUUUGGUGGAGAGCUCUAUGUGCUGGAGAAAGGCCUGUAUGCAAACCCAGAUGACUGGGGAGCCCAGAACUUCAAGAUCUCAUCCAUACAGCCAGUCUUCCAUGAAUUGCUGAUGGGCUCUCCAAAAUUCAAGGUGCAGCUGUACUCUGAGCCAGACUUCCAGGGAAGGCUGGUGGCUCUGGAGGAGAGCACAGCAGCUCUGGAUGAAGACUUCAUGCCCAAGUCCUGUAAGGUGCUGACUGGCAGCUGGGUGGCCUAUGAAGGAGCUGAGUUCACAGAGAACAUGUACGUGCUGGAGGAGGGAGAAUACUCCAACACUGUGGCCAUGGGCUUUCCGUCCUCGGACUCCACCAUCCGCUCCAUACACACUGCUGGACACGAGCUCUCGCUGCCCUCCAUCAGCCUGUUCAGCAAGGCUAACUGCAGAGGUCGCAGGGUGGUGUUGACCGGCGGAGCCGUGAACCUGCAGCUGAUGAGCCUCAACACACGCAUACGAUCUGUGCUGGUGGAGGGAGGAACGUGGGUGUUGUAUGAAGGCAGCAACUACCGUGGUCGACAGCUGCUUCUUCAGCCGCGUGAAGUCACCGACUUGUGCAAGUUAAACGGCUGGCAGCGGCUGGGAUCCCUGCGUCCGUUACUUCAGAAACAGACGUACUUCUGCCUGCGGAACAGGGAGACAGGAUGUAUAAUGUCUCUGACAGGAACUCUGGACGACGUUAAACUGAUGAGGAUUCAGGCUGUGGAGGAGACGGGAGGAGUCGAGCAGAUCUGGCUCUAUCGGGACGGACAGCUCACCUGCAAGCUGGUGGAGGACUGUUGCCUGGAGACCUCGAGCAAUGUGGUGAUGGCGGGAAGUCGACUUUGUGUUUCCCCAGAGCGAGGCAAGGAAAAUCAGCUGUGGAACAUCACACCUGACGGCCUGGUGCACUGCCAUUUCAAACCUGAUCUGGUCCUGGAAGUCAAAGGUGGUAAACAAUAUGACAGGAACCAGGUGAUUCUCAACACAUUUGAUGAGAGAAAACUGAACCAGAGGUGGACCUUGGAGAUCCUAUGAGAAGAGGAGCAUUUGGUCCCCACAGCCCUCUCCUGCAGCUGCGUCACAGGGCACUGAGCUCUGUGAAGCAGCUGCAGCGUGUGACCCAAAAACACUUCACUCCUUUAUUUUUGUUUUGACUCUGUUUACUCUGGACCAAUAUUGUGACAACUAACUAAACUUUAUAGUGCAUGCUCUUACAUAACAGUUGAUGAAACAUGUUCCCUCUUUUCCUAAAAAAUGGAUAAGUUAAGUAAAAAGUUGCUAAUUUUCUAACACUGUAUACACCAAAGAAUGUGUUUUAACAGCAUGUAGUGAAAAAUCUGCCCUGUUUCAAUGCUGCAUCUCUCCAUCUUACCUUUCUACUGCAUGGUUUCUCUGAUCUUACUGCUGACAAAUAUGAAUGUUUACGUCAACACUGAUGUGCCUACACUCCACGAUUUAAUUAAAUUAUGUGAUAUUCAAAUAGGUCAAAGAUGACCUAUUGUAAAGUUUUGAUAUUAUUCUUAGGAUCCCAACAGAUUUUUACACUUUUACACAAACUGUACUUUUCUUCAUUUGGUUGUACAUAAACAUUAAAUGUAUAGUUUUUAGUAGAAAUAAUUUCAAGACGGAACUGCAGCUACAAUGUUGCCCACUGUUAGUUGUAAAUAUGUUGAUGUGAAAUGAGGAAACUGUUACACAUGAAAAUAAACAAUUGGUUGUA